UUCGCCAACUCUUCCUAGACCUUCGCCAUCGCCAUCGCCAUCGCCAUCGCCAUCGCCAUGUCGGAGACCGCUCCCGCCGCGCCCGCCGCCGCGCCCCCCGCGGAGAAGACCCCCGUGAAGAAGAAGGCGGCCAAGAAGCCCUCCGGGGUGCGCCGCAAGGCGUCCGGGCCGCCCGUGUCCGAGCUCAUCACCAAGGCGGUCGCCGCCUCCAAGGAGCGCAGCGGCGUGUCGCUGGCCGCGCUCAGGAAGGCGCUGGCGGCCGCGGGCUACCACGUGCGGCAUUUAUUUUUCCUGUAACUGCAAAGACGCCGCGUCCAGGGGCCCCCAACUCCCCCGACUCCCAGGCAAGUCCAGGACCAUCGGAGACCACUUUCUGUUUUUCUCCUGCAAGUCCACGGCGUGUAGAAUUAUUUCACACCGUCACUCCCUUUCUUUAGUUAUUGGCCACUGGAAUAUGCACUUACGUGUUUG
This is a messenger RNA of Myotis myotis, 471 nucleotides long. Its product is annotated as histone H1.2-like. Gene Ontology annotation, molecular function: DNA binding. The transcript has a single exon. Gene Ontology annotation, cellular component: nucleosome. The record is from RefSeq and is a predicted model, not a curated record. The coding region runs from base 58 to 297 and encodes 79 amino acids. Lineage: Eukaryota; Metazoa; Chordata; Mammalia; Chiroptera; Vespertilionidae. Gene Ontology annotation, biological process: nucleosome assembly.